UCAACGCAUCCCGCUGCAGUCGGCAGGAUCGCUUUCAUCGGGUUAACGGGCGUUGUGGGAUAUCAAUACGGUGACCUUUAUAUAUACCGGGGUGACGCGGUUGUUGGUGUCUAACGGGAGUUUAAGUGCGUGUGAUUGGUUUCCGCUUAUAUAUUAUUAGAAUGAAGGUCAUGGGUGAUUUGGUGCCGUAUUUAAGCUUCCUGUUGGUUGUGCUUCUACUUCCCACCGGAAAUGCCCAGCCGGAUGCGCUGGAUGAUCCUACCGGAAAUGCGCCGUGGUAUCUGGGCAAACGUUCCGGAAAGGACCCCUCUCUGCCUAACAGCGUCUUCAGUCCGGCCUAUCAAUUCGGGCGAUGGGGCACGGGCAAUCUGUACCUACCGCCCAAGGGCCGCCGUAUGUACUACGGCCCCAUACCCAACCUCAACGAUCCCCUCCUACCGGGCAAACGACUCAUGUACUACAAAGGCCUCACCGAGUGAUCCAUUUUACCAUAUCUAACGCUCUGGCGCUUCCUGUUUCUUUCAUUAAAUACGUCUAUAGAAUUUACAAUAAUAUAGCGGAAUUUGGGUGUGUUUGUUAAGGUCAAUCGGUCAGUACGUACCGCACAUGUAUUUCUUAUGGUUAGAAUGGUUGAUAAUGGAUCUCUAAAAUGAAUUUAAUUGCAGCUGUUUCGACUUCGGUUUUUUGUUUAAUUAUCGUAUGAUGACUUUUUUGAACUGCUAUAGCUGCUGGUGAACGCGCUCGCUGCAAAUAUUCAGCUUUAAUAAAUUUUAUUCAUGUCAGUAUUGAUUAAAAUUC
Molecule: messenger RNA, 798 nt
Organism: Paramacrobiotus metropolitanus
Lineage: Eukaryota; Metazoa; Tardigrada; Eutardigrada; Parachela; Macrobiotidae
Exons: 2
Coding region: 162-479 (105 amino acids)
Source: RefSeq, a predicted model, not a curated record